This is a messenger RNA of Leptomonas pyrrhocoris, 1005 nucleotides long. RefSeq lists its product as hypothetical. The record is from RefSeq and is a predicted model, not a curated record. The transcript has a single exon. The coding region runs from base 124 to 1005 and encodes 293 amino acids. Lineage: Eukaryota; Euglenozoa; Kinetoplastea; Trypanosomatida; Trypanosomatidae. Gene Ontology annotation, molecular function: DNA binding.
GUUGCUGCCCGACAGCCGUCCUGUCCGGUUGAUUUUGUUUUGAUUCUUUUGUUUUUUUUUCUGCUUAGCUUCGAUCUUUUUUUUUUUCAUUUCUCUAUUACCCUUUAGAUCGCGUGUUCCUCAAUGAGCCGAGCCAUCGAAAGGAGCAGCACGGCCUCGAGUGCGCCGCCGCUGGACUUGCUGCACAAGCUGCAGCUCUUUCGCUCCACCUUGGUGAACUUUUUAGAAUGGCGCAACUUCGGCGACGUCGUGCACGGUUGCUACGUGCGUGUCCUCUUAGAAAUGCGCAGCAACGAUGAGAACCGCCGCGAGAGCCCAGACAACUACUACAUCGCACUCGUGAAGGGCGCACAGCGCGGCCCGGUUUACUCCGGCUUCUCCGCGGACGCCGUCACCACGGAAUGGCACAUCGUCAUUGAGCUGCCCCCGUGCUUCCGAUCCACGCAGAACGGCAACGUUGUGCAGCUGAACUCCAUCUCGAACUCGCCCUUUCGCCAGGCGGAGUACCAAAAUUGGGUGGUGAUGACGAACGAAACGCGCGAGUUGAGCUUCCCGAGUCUCCCGCAGCUGCAGUUUCGGCUUGGGAUGUUGGAGGAACACAAGCAGCAGGCGCUCGCACCGGAGCCGCGGCGCCGCAAGACGGGUGAGGACGGGCAGGCCGCCGCUUUGCGCGAGCGCAUGAUGGAGGAGCACCGCAAGCGCAUUACAGAUGAAAUACUCGCCACGCAUGUGAAGAUGCGCCGCAUUGCGCAGCUGAAGACGCUCUCGCUGGAGGAGCUGCAAGAGGCGGAGCGCGAGAUCCUCGACAUGAUUACCAACGUGCGGGUAGCCAUCAACGAGCGCUCCAAGUGCAUGCUGUGUCAUAACCGCCUUUGCACGGAGAUCUGCUACCCGUGCAAGCACCAGGUGCUAUGCAAGGACUGUGCCAAGUCCAUUCACGGUCACUGCCCCGCACCGGGCUGUGUGGCGCCGGUGCAGUACACAUUCGAGGCGUUCACGUCGUAA